Scylla paramamosain (green mud crab) is the source of this 1238-nucleotide messenger RNA. RefSeq names its product bolA-like protein 3. Lineage: Eukaryota; Metazoa; Arthropoda; Malacostraca; Decapoda; Portunidae. Gene Ontology annotation, cellular component: mitochondrial matrix. The transcript is spliced from 7 exons. The record is from RefSeq and is a predicted model, not a curated record. The coding region runs from base 646 to 975 and encodes 109 amino acids.
ACCUGCGGUGGGCGCCUGGGUGUGGCAGAGGCGGGGGCGCGUCGGGCUCCUCCUCCGGGAAUACAUCGUUGGUUGCCGUCACCGCCGCAGAGGCAGCCAGUGCAGACAACACCCACACGCGGCUCCACAUCUGCGGAAGAGCACCAUGUAAUUCCGAGUACAGGUGCACAGGCCCACACUUUCCCCAGCCACCGCGGCAUGCCAGUAAUAACGCAGGUCUCGUCCCCUGUCCCACUGAUCUGAUCGAGAUGCAGCCGCUGUGGGGUCGGGAAGGGAGGAGGGAGGCACGGAGGAAGGCGCAGCGAAGGCAAGUUACCUGAUCAAGUUCUGGUGUCGCACUGAUGCCCGAGUGCUCGCUGCUCAGUGUUGGGCAUCACACAAGACCCGCUCCGCCUCCCUCGCCUCCCUCAAGCCACCCCCCUCUUCCUUUAGCUCCAUUCCGCCUCCUGUCCCCCCCGUCCCCCUUGACCACUCUCGCCCUGAGGCAGGGCCGCUGACAGCAUUGCCAGUAGAUUUAGAAAGAAUACUACUGCUUCAACCUGAAAGGUCCUGCCCCGCGUGUGGCAACAGUGUGGAGGAGAGAACGAGGGAGGGGGGCACGUGCUACGGCAGACAGAUACACUGGAAGCUGGCGGCUAGGCAAUCAUGACUCUACCUUGCUUGCGAAGACUACUGCUGUCUACACUGAGGCCGCAGGUGAGUUUGGAAGAUGUGAGGUGGCUUUGUGAGUCAGCAGGGCCAGGAUCCACCCGCCUAGUUACUCUUCUCAAGGAACGCUUCCCGCAGGCGACGGCAGUUGAGGUAGAGGACAUCUCAGGAGGAUGUGGGGCCAUGUAUGAGGUGUGGGUUGAGGCACCAGACUUCAAGGGCCUGUCCAGAGUCAAGCAACACAAGCUGAUCACAGAGACACUGAAAGUUGAAAUUCAAGACAUGCAUGGCCUGCGCAUCACCACUACACUGCCCGACACAACCUGACCUCCUUCACCUACACCCUGCAGUCUGUCAGAACUAGUCAUUCCCCCUUCCUGGCCUCUGAGGAUCUCAUGGAUCAUAGGGCCUCUGUACAGUACUUACAAUUAUCUUGUUUGAAGAUCAUGGUCUUCAUUGAGAUUACUUUAUAAUUUUGUUCAUAAUUGAUUUUAUAUAACUGUAUAUAAGAGAAUAUAAUACUGCCUUUGUAAAUGUAGUGUGGACGACUGUAAUGAUUAACAUCUUUAUUAAUAAAAAAAAAAUUCAAA